Messenger RNA from Papaver somniferum (opium poppy), 1006 nucleotides. RefSeq lists its product as uncharacterized. The coding region runs from base 70 to 702 and encodes 210 amino acids. The transcript is spliced from 5 exons. NCBI's taxonomy places the organism in Eukaryota, Viridiplantae, Streptophyta, Magnoliopsida, Ranunculales, Papaveraceae. The record is from RefSeq and is a predicted model, not a curated record.
GUCUGCGCGACUUUUCUUCGAUCAAAAAAAACAUUCUCUUACUUCUUCUUGUGAAAUUCUUCUUUGUUAAUGGAGGCAGCGCGAGCGAAACUUCUUAGAGAUGUUCUAGCUUUUGCAAGAGCUAACAAAUCCAGAUUUCCGCCUGCAAUUGCUGCAACAGCACGGCCUGCUGCAACAUCCAGACCGACAUUGGGAGCUUUCCCUGGACUAUUCAGCCGAGAACCUUUCAUGUUUAAGUGCCCCCCAGAAGCUCCUGUUACUGCUUCUAGUCUGAAAAAUGCACUAGGACAUGCAAAGCCACAUGAAGAUCUAAAGAUAACCGAUGACAUUGCCAAUUCUGAGGCUAAGCUCCAUGAACUAGAACGUAAUGAGCUACGUGAAGAUCUAAAGGUAACCGACUAUAUUGUCAAUUCUGAGGCUAAGCUCCAUGCCCUGUUUUUGAAGUGGCUUGCGUUUAAUGAAGACACCCAUUUUGAUUUGGAAGACGGAAAAGCUUUUAAAGAGAGGUUUGGUAUUUUUAAGGAAACCGCUCGGUUCAUCAACCAACAUAACAAAACCGGCUCUCCCACCAUUUGCGGAUUAACCCCCUUUGCAGAUUUGACUCUUGAUGAGUUUGCAAGUAGAUCGUGGAAGACGUUUUCGAAGAAACCUAACCAGGUUAUAGCUGGUAUACCCGAGUACAUGGAUCUGAAAGCUAAUUAACUAACCAGGUUAUAGCUGGUAUUGUAAUGUGAGUGUGUGGAGUUUCUAGUUUAUUUUGAUUAAUGGUUCUGUUGGGCAGGUAGUAUAGUAUUAGUAGGUCUGGUAUUGUAAUGCGAGUGUGGGGAGUUUGUAGUUAUUUUGAUUAAUGGUUCUGUUGGACAGGCAGUAUAGUAUUAGUAGAAGUAGUCGUAGUAUACUCAUCGCAGUAGUAGUGGUAGUGCUGCUGCUAGUGCUAAAAUCGUCAGGACUUGAAAUGGAACUGUUUGUUGAUACUUGAUUGUGACUUCUCUAGCAUAGUAAUGGA